GGCAGUGCCUUCCGGGUGCGAGGAUAAGCUAACUGGGCAGAGCCGCGGCCGCAGAGCUCGGGCGCAGUCGGAGCGGACAGGUUCCGACGCCAGCGCGAUGUGGCUGUUGCUGCUGCCGCUGGCUGCGCUGCUGCUGGCCGUCCUCGGCAAAGUUUGCAAGGGGUUGUUCUCCAGCAGCUCCCCGAACCCCUUCUCCGAGGAUGUCAAGCGGCCACCCGCGCCCCUGGUGACCGACAACGAGGCCAGGAAGAAGGUUCUCAAGCAAGCUUUCUCAGCCAGCCGAGUGCCAGAGAAGCUGGAUGUGGUGGUCAUAGGCAGUGGCUUUGGGGGCCUGGCGGCGGCGGCGAUCCUGACCAAAGCUGGCCAGCGAGUUCUGGUGCUGGAACAACAUACCAAGGCGGGAGGCUGUUGUCAUACGUUUGGACAGAAUGGCCUUGAAUUUGACACGGGAAUCCAUUAUAUCGGGCGCAUGCAGGAGGGCAGCUUCGGCCGUUUUAUCUUGGACCAGAUCACUGAGGGGCAGUUGGACUGGGCUCCCACGGCCUCUCCCUUUGACAUCAUGGUACUAGAAGGGCCCAAUGGUCGAAAGGAGUUUCCCAUGUACAGUGGGGAGAAAGCCUACGUACAGGGCCUCAAGGAGAAGUUUCCCCAGGAGGAAGCUGCCAUCGACAAGUAUAUAAGGCUGGUUAAGGUGGUAUCCAGAGGAGUCAGUCAUGCCAUCUUGUUGAAGAUCCUCCCGCUGCUCAUGGUUCAGGUCCUCAACAAGUAUGGGCUGCUCACCCAUUUCUCUUCGUUCCUCCAUGCAUCCACCCAGAGCCUGGCCGAGGUCCUGCGGGAGCUGCCAGCCUCCCCGGAGCUCCAGGCCGUGCUCAGCUACAUCUUUCCCACUUAUGGCGUGACCGCCAGCCACACCACCUUUGCCAUGCAUGCUCUGCUGGUUGACCACUACAUAAAAGGGGCCUUUUAUCCCCGAGGGGGUUCCAGUGAAAUCGCUUUCCACACCAUCCCUGUGAUUCAGCGGGCCGGGGGUGCUGUCUUGACGAGGGCCCCUGUGCAGAGCAUCUUGCUGGACUCAGCUGGGAAAGCCUGCGGUGUCACUGUAAAGAAGGGUCAGGAGCUGGUGAGCAUCUAUUGCCCCGUCGUGAUCUCCAACGCAGGAUUAUUCAACACCUAUGAGUACCUGUUGCCAGAGAAGGCCCGCUGUCUGCCAGGUGUGAAGCGGCAGCUGGGGAUGGUGCGGCCCGGCUUGAGCAUGUUCUCUGUCUUCAUCUGCCUCCGAGGCACCAAGAAGGACCUGGGGCUGCCGUCUACCAACUACUACGUUUAUUUUGAUACAGACAUGGACAUGGCGAUGGAGCACUACCUCUCUCUGCCUGCGGACAAGGCUGUAGAGCACAUGCCCGUUCUCUUCAUUACUUUCCCGUCGGCCAAGGACCCGUCGUGGGAGGACCGGUUUUCAGGCCGCUCCACAGGGGUCGUGCUGGUGCCCACCUCCUAUGAGUGGUUCGAGGAGUGGCGGGACGAGCCCCAGGGAAAGCGGAGCAGCGGCUACGAGACCCUCAAGAGCUCCUUUGUUGAAGCCGCUCUGUCGGUCGUCCUGAAGCUCUUCCCACAGCUGGAGGGGAAGGUGGACAGUGUGACUGGAGGGUCCCCGUUGACAAAUCAGUUCUACCUGGCAGCUCCCCGGGGGGCCUGCUACGGGGCUGACCACGACCUGGGCCGCCUGCAUCCUGGUGCGAUGGCCUCCAUGAGGGCCCAGAGCCCCAUCCCCAACCUCUACCUGACAGGACGAAAGCAAUAAUCUGGGGAAAGGAACAAGUCAGAGAUUAACAAGUGACUCUCUAAUGACAUAUUUCAGUCUCUGAAAUCAGAGGUAAUCACGUGGUGGCCCAUUUAUUAAUGACCCUGACAGUAAAAAGAGCAGGACAUCCACAGAAAGGCCCUAUUAACAAUUAUAAGGAGGACAGGGCCUAGUUACAUCAGAAUCCUUUAUACUGCUAAACAGGAAAUGACAGAUGCAGGAGGGCUCUUCUGGGCUCUAGCUUGUGGUGGUCUGUAUGAUUUACUCAAGAGCACUUGGUGAAAAGAACCGCCAACUCCUCCCCAACUUAGCCUCCUCCAGGCUGACCCAUCCACCCUCCUUUUAUUUUAAUAUUAAGCAAUAAUUAAUUUGCAGAUAAUUAUCUUAUCUGCAAAUGUACUCUUUCACCCCACACUUUGCUUCAUCUUAACCAUACCACUCUCAUUUCAUACCUAAGGUUACUCUCCAUGAGGAGCACUUGCAUGUAGAAUAAGGAACGUACCACUUUUUUGUGUGUGUGUGGCCGUGUUGUGAGGCAUGCAGGAUCUUAGUUCCCUGACCAGGGAUCAAACCCAUGCCCCCUGCAGUGAAAGUGCAGCACCUUAAGCACUGGACUGCCAGGGAAUUCCCAGGAAUUACCACUUUUACUAAAUGUCUUCCCUCAUUUCUCACAGCCCUAGGCCUUAUGGCUAUCAUGAAUUGGAUCCUUCAAUUUUAACCAGCUUACAGAAACUACUAAAUUCUUAGGGCUGAAUAAGAAAUGAAAUCAUUUUGGGAAAAGAAUCUGAAAAUGAAUAUAUAUACAUAUAACUGAAUCACUGUGCUGUACACCUGAAACUAGCACGACAUUGUAAAUCAACUACACUUCAAUUUAAAAAAAAAGGAAUGCAAUCAUUUUGUCCUUAGAGUGGUUACUAAGCAACACAACAAACCCUGCUGAAGUAAACGAUGAGUGUAUCCAUGCAAUUUCUGGCCUUUCGUCUAAUCAGAAACUCAACUGACUGCAGAAUAUAGUCCCUGGGCUCUCUGCUGUUGGUGUUGAAGACUAUGUAACCAUUCUUUCUGCCACUGCACAUGGAAAACAAAAGCUUGGGAAAGGAAAUAAUAAGACAGGAAGCACUGUCUUUUUGAGAGGGGAAACAGGAAGAUAAGGGCUCUAACUACUUACAGACUGUCAGGUACUCAGGUCCUCUCAGGCUGUGACAGAUUGUAAGUUCCAAGAUAACGGGAGGAGACCCUAAUUUGGGUCAGAGCAUAAUAACGUCCUAAACUUGGCACCUGACGCAACAACAGAAGGCACUCAGAGGAAACAGACAUGAAAAUAUAUGAUUUCUGAAAGAAGAAUAAAGAACCCUAGCAGGGUCUCAGAAAAAACUGAAGUUUGUUUUUAAAUUCCUAGUGCUUACAGGCAGAUGAGUGAUGGAUACCCACACUCCAAGCUUUCAGGAUGGAGGAAAUCCCAUCCCUCCUCUUUUUUUUCUUUUUUUUUUUUUUUUUUGCAGUACGCGGGCCUCUC
Messenger RNA from Lagenorhynchus albirostris (white-beaked dolphin), 3317 nucleotides. RefSeq names its product retinol saturase (gene RETSAT). The record is from RefSeq and is a predicted model, not a curated record. The transcript has 11 exons. Lineage: Eukaryota; Metazoa; Chordata; Mammalia; Artiodactyla; Delphinidae. The coding region runs from base 98 to 1801 and encodes 567 amino acids.